AUGCCUGGCAAGACAUACUUCACCGAAGAAGAGAAAGACCUUGUGCAGGACCUCAUAAACAAGUAUAAGGACGUCAUCGAGAACAAGCGCACGGACGCCGUGUCGUUAACCGCGAAGGCCAAGGCAUGGGAAAAACUGUGCGCAGAAUAUAACAGCAGGCCCUUUGUGCGUGCCCGGGACGUCAAACAGCUCAAGAAGCUGUGGGAUAACUUGAAGCAAAGGUGGAAGCGCGAGAAAGCGAAACAAAUUCGUGACGUCAUGGCUACAGGAGGCGGCCCGCCACCACAACCUAUAGAUGAUCGGCUUGCACAGGUUGAAGCAGUCGUGCCACACCUGACCACGCGAGUACCAAACCCCUUUGACAGCGACCGCCCGCUAGAUGCUCCAUCAGAUACGCAAAGCGCUUUGGAGAUACUGAACAGGAUGUUGAAUGACAGUGGACCGGCCGACAGUGAUGAAGGUAACAACUAG
This is a messenger RNA of Dermacentor albipictus, 471 nucleotides long. RefSeq names its product myb/SANT-like DNA-binding domain-containing protein 3. NCBI's taxonomy places the organism in Eukaryota, Metazoa, Arthropoda, Arachnida, Ixodida, Ixodidae. The record is from RefSeq and is a predicted model, not a curated record.